GCAACUAUGACAACUAACCCAUUGCUACAAACAUUAUUUUAAAAUAUUCAACGUCAUCCAAUAGAAAAACUCUUAUAAGUAUUAGCACUAAAUAAGAAUUAAAAUAAACAUAUUCUUAAAAUGUUUUGGGGUCUAAGCGAAGCAUUAGAUUUAAUUGAUGAAUAUCUUCGCAUUAUAAAAAUUAAAAAUGGUCAUGGAGAAACUACUAACGAAGGCGAAGGGGGUAUUUUUAGUAAAGAAAAUAGCAACGAGGGACCUAUAAAUAUUCUACUCUUUGGCUCCAACGAUCCACGGCAUGUAAUCAAAACAAUGGCGAAACUCUAUUCACAUCGGUCGAAAGGCUUCAAUCCGCGUGUACAUUUUUACAUUGUGGAUGGAUGUAUGGAAAUAACGGCGCGAAACAUGGCAUUACUCGGAAUAGCUUUGGAAAAUCCCAACUUAAUAAAUCUACGAAGUAAAGUACAAUUAUUUAUGGACGUGUAUGGAAAUUCAAUGUUACGGUCUUUCUCAAAUCAAUACCUGGUGGCAAAAACGAAGUCGCUUUUAAAAAUGAUAACAGACAACGAAUACCUUCAUAAAUUAGCACCAUUCUUGAGCAUCGAAGGAUUGAAAUAUCGCGAGCGUGACGGUCUGCAAACUGCACUGCAUUUCUGGUUGCCGAAAUCUGAACAUAUUUUCAAUAUAAAACAAUAUUGGUGUGAUCGAGUCCGAAAAUUGUUGGGAUCGCGUUACGACUAUCGUAUUGGACAAUUCGAUUGGGAUCUUAAUAUUGUCUUAAAAGAAAGAGGUGCAUCUCAAGUCUGCUCGCAGGAAUAUAAACAUUGGCGCGAAACUGGCAUUGCAUUUACCUUUCCAGAAUUUGAAUACAAUAUGCCCAAUAAAACCCUAUCAGCUGGGCUGAUACCCAAUGGCGAAAAAUAUUUACAUCGCGGUUAUGUUGGUGACAUACAAACUGGUCCGUUCGUGACUUUUGGCCUAACAACGUCUGAUGAACGUAUGCUGAAACGGGUACAGGGAGAAAAUGACUACCGCUCAACUGACAUAACUGAGCGUAAUAUUUUGGAGUUAUUUCACGAAUUAACUUUUCAAACACCAUACGAACACGAUCUCUCACAUUCGCGUAAAUACGGAUGUGCUCGUCUUCAAAUGGGCAAAAUUCUUACUAAUGCAUGUAACGAUACAAUGUUAUCUCUAUCGGAUUAUGACAAGCCGUGGAUAAGAACAAGCGGAGUUCAAAUUAAUUUCCUGUCGACUGAUGAUAUUUUAGCAAUGCAAGAUAGCAAUUCUCGUUGGUCCGAUUUCUUUGACGUUGUAUUUGUAGCGCACAACUAUUUUUCGUUUCUGAAAGAAUCGUUCAUUAAUAUCAUGCAUCGGCCUUCUACACUGAUUAUGGAAACGAAGCUGAUGUCUACUGAAAAGAAGGAUUUUGUAAACAGUUUUGAUGAAAAAAUAUUCAGUUUUGCGAAGAAGGUAAAUUUGCAAUGUGUUAUAAACUACGAAACCCUUAAUACUACGCGUACUCUGUUGAAAUUUAAAAAAUUGUACUAAUUUCACCUUUUAUUCACGACACCCUUUGAUGCUUCAUAGAUAAUACUCAAUAAUCUGGAGCUAAUGUUCAUAGAUGAAUAUUUAAUUUCAAGAAAGGAAUUUAAUAUUGAUAUAUAAAAAAAUAAUAUUGGUAGUGGUGUAAACAAAAGCAAACUAAUAAAAACAGCUGGUAUCCACACAA
Molecule: messenger RNA, 1729 nt
Organism: Musca domestica (house fly)
Lineage: Eukaryota; Metazoa; Arthropoda; Insecta; Diptera; Muscidae
Gene: Dnaaf3
Product: dynein axonemal assembly factor 3 homolog
Exons: 2
Coding region: 121-1548 (475 amino acids)
Biological process (GO): axonemal dynein complex assembly; motile cilium assembly
Source: RefSeq, a predicted model, not a curated record